This is a messenger RNA of Onychostruthus taczanowskii (white-rumped snowfinch), 591 nucleotides long. It is a transcript of the gene MINAR2, whose product is annotated as membrane integral NOTCH2 associated receptor 2. The record is from RefSeq and is a predicted model, not a curated record. NCBI's taxonomy places the organism in Eukaryota, Metazoa, Chordata, Aves, Passeriformes, Passeridae. The transcript has 3 exons. Bases 1 to 591 code for a protein of 196 amino acids.
AUGGACCUCUCCGUUUUGCCAAACAACAACCAUCCUGAUAAAUUCCUGCAACUGGAGGUUAAAUCUUUAGUGAAAAACUCUGCCUUUCUACCAGCCAACUGGGCAAAAUUCCCAGAAGCAGCUUUACCUGGAGUGCAGCGGUGGCACAACAGGAUCUAUUUACAGAGAGAAAAGAGAACUGUCACUGAGCUGCCAGGCUUAGACUUGAACAGGGUCAGUCAAGAAAUAAUAGACAAAUCCCUGGGGAAACACAUUACUCCCAUCACCCUGAAAUCCACAAUCAAGAGCAACCCAUUGUACAGUGAUAUCCAUGUGGAUGAUGACUGGGAGGAGAAGAAAAAGACCCCUUCCUGGACUGUGCAAGACUAUGACAGACAGUCACUGCACUCUAACUUGGCCAGCCACAUAAAGGAAAAUCCUAAUGAUCUACAGUUCUGGAUGGGGGAUAUUUAUACUCCUGGGUAUGAUACCUUGUUGAAAAAGAAGGAGCGAGAAAAAAAACAUUCAAAAUAUUGCCGAAUCAUUCUGCUCAUGGUACUAGCCAUGUGCAUUCUAAUUACUGUAAUCACACUUAGCAUUUUACUUACCUAG